UGGACUCUGGCUGGGGUACGACCAGGGUGUCAGUUGGCUUUGAAAGCACGGAGGCAUUGGCCGGAGGCGUGCUGGACAAGGAAGGACAGGUCUGUUGCUAGGAGCUGGCUGGAAGGGACAGCUAGAAGGCACGAAACCACCACUACUAUCUCAGCUGCCAUCAUGGAGGUUUUGCCCCAUGCCCCUUCCAAGGAAGCUUAUCGUGCGGCGAUGGUGCUCUCUGGUGCUGGAGAUGCCCUUGGCUAUCGCAACCAGCACUGGGAAUUCUGCACCUCAGGGCCUCAGAUCCACCAGGAGCUCCAGGAACUGGGAGGCCUUGGCAAAAUUUGUGCAGCCCUUCCUGACUGGCCAGUCAGCGAUGACACCGUGCUACACCUGGCCACAGCCGAGGCCCUGGCAACCGGGAAGGAUGGUGAGCUGCUGUUCCAGGAGAUGGCCAGGCGCUAUGUUGAAGCCAUGAAAGACAUGAAGGGGAGAAAGCCCGGGCCCUCGAGCAUUCUGGGAACAUCUCAGUUGUGUCCCGGGGAGCCAGGUGGAUAUCGCAUUCCCUUCAACCCCAGUGGAACAGGCUGUGGGGCAGCCAUGAGGUCCAUGUGCAUUGGGCUUAGGUAUCCUCGACCUUCGGAUCUCAAGACCUUAGUCCAAGUCAGCGUAGAAAGUGGAAGGAUGACGCAUCACCACCCAAUAGGGUAUCUUGGGGCCCUGGCUUCUGCCCUCUUCACCUCUUACGCAGCGCAGGGCCUCCCCCUUGAGUGCUGGGGCUCAGGAUUGCUCAAGACCCUCCCCCUUGCCUUGGAGUACGUUCAGGGUGGUGUGGUGGAGAGUGACUCCAAUUCGGAGGCCUGGGCCUAUUUCCAAGAGAAAUGGGAACGGUACCUCUCGGAGCGGGGCGUCGCUGAUGGCCAAGGCCCUGCGCAGUUUCCUCCAGACUAUAAUCCAACUGAGCGUGAUGCCAUCUAUAAAACCUUCAGCCUGGAAGGGUGGGCUGGGCAGAGCGGUCACGACGCCCCCAUGAUUGCCUACGAUGCUCUGCUGGGUGCAGGGGACAGCUGGGAGGAGCUGUGUGGGCGUGCCAUGUUCCAUGGGGGGGACAGUGACUCUACAGGGGUGAUUGCCGCGUGCUGCUGGGGCCUGACUCACGGAUUCAGAGGAGUCCCGGAAGGAAACCACAUGGAGCUUGAGUACCGGGGUAGGAUGGUGUCUGCUGCUGAUGCACUCUAUCGUCUUGCUUGGGGACAGAUGUCUGUUUGAGAGAACUUUACCUUAAAUAGCAUCCAGUGGUGCAGCUAGGUAAUUGUAGUCCCUAGACUUAAUGGUUUUAUGGGGACCCCAUUUUCACAGCCUCCUUGUGUAUUACUUCAGUUGUAAACCACACAACUAACAUUUCUCUCCCCCAUGCCAUCCCCAUUCCGUGAGAACUCUGACAGCGUUCUGGUUUUUCCCUCCACCCCAAACUCAGAACAGCUGUAAGCUUUG
This is a messenger RNA of Elgaria multicarinata webbii, 1476 nucleotides long. RefSeq names its product ADP-ribosylhydrolase ARH1-like. Gene Ontology annotation, biological process: protein de-ADP-ribosylation. NCBI's taxonomy places the organism in Eukaryota, Metazoa, Chordata, Lepidosauria, Squamata, Anguidae. The transcript is spliced from 8 exons. Gene Ontology annotation, molecular function: magnesium ion binding; ADP-ribosylarginine-[protein] hydrolase activity. Bases 163 to 1251 code for a protein of 362 amino acids. The record is from RefSeq and is a predicted model, not a curated record.